AGUGUGAGCUGUGGCAGCUGAUUUGUUGACGUUCACCAUCUCAGCUCUACUAAUGGCCAAAAUUGUCUGUCAAUCAAAACAGGGUAUAGUUUGUGUUUUCUUUCACCACGCCAGUCAUAUAAGUGGGCGCUUCAUAACACUGUCCGUUGUUGAUGGUGCAGGCUUUCUUCAUCGCGCAGCUUCAGCGAUGUUUAUCCCUACUUUAGAGGAAGACAUGCACCAUUUUAAACCGAAUCGACACAGGCGCUACACAACGAGAUGCUGUGGGUGUUGCCAUGUCAGGACGGGAACCAUCAUUCUCGGCACUUGGUACAUGGUGGUGAACCUGUUGAUGGGCAUUCUGCUGACCGUGGCCGUGACCCACCCAGAGAACGUGCCCACUGUGGACCUGCAGUAUGAGGUUAUCGAGCACUACUUUAGCCACACCCUCCAGGUGGAGGGGAAUGUCUUAAAGGAGAAUGCCUGUGUGGGAUUCGCAAUCUCUCUGUUGAUGCUCACUAUCAGCGCCAUGAUGGUCUAUGGAGCCAUUACUCAUCGUGACGGCUGGCUCAUCCCGUUCUUCUGCUACCAGCUCUUUGACUUUGCUCUGAGUUGUCUGGUGGCCAUCAGCUCACUCACCUACCUACCCCGGAUCAAGGACUACAUGACAGAGCUGCCAGACUUCCCCUACAAGGACAACCUACUCUCCAUGGACUCCAGCUGCCUGCUGCUCUUCGUCCUCGUGUUCUUCGCCUUCCUCAUCAUCACGAAGGCUUACCUGAUCAACAGUGUGUGGAACUGCUACAAGUACAUCAACAACAGGAAUGUGCAGGAGAGUGCUGUUUACCCUACCUUCAUGGCCCCUCCCCAGUACAUCCUGCCUACCUACGAGAUGGCAAUGAAGAUGCCAGAGAAAGAGCCCCCUCCCCCCUACAUGCCUGCCUGAAGACCCCGUGCCCCCCCCCUCCUCUCUACCCCAUCUAUAUGUAUGUGUGGGCCACCCAGAGCUCGUCAUUUUGACUCCACCAUGAAUUUCUAGAGAGGAGGGAUACUCUUUAAAGUCUUGCUAACAUUCAAACCCCCGUAAUAUUGUAGACAAGUGAGAGGGGCAGAUGCCGUGUAGUGUAUAAAGCGAUGAAUGCUUUACGACUGUUCGUUCCUUGUCUAGCCCCGUCUUUUGAUGCCUUAAUUUUUUUUUUAAAGGGAUAUUGUGAAAGUACCAUCGCUUCAAUGCCUUUCACCAGUCCAGCUGUAGAAAAACAAUAUCCUUUCCUUAUAGAUUGAUAUUAUAACGCGUGAAUGUAAAAAGGAAUACUCUUAAGACAAUCCACUUAUGAUAACUCAUCUUUAUCCUUGAAUUGUUUUUUGCUUGUUAAAAUAUCUAGAUUUUAUUCUGUCUAAGAGUUUGAUUGGGACGUUUGAAGCACUUUCUCUUUAUCCCUUCAUUUAUUUAGCCUUGGACAUCCAUUCGCCACCUGUGUGUGCCAUGUUCAUGCUCCGCCACCGCCUUUGUGACCUUGCGUUGUUAGCUUAGUCAAGCUAGUGUAUUGUGUUGCAGUUCGAAGUGUCCAGACACUGCUGGUUAAAGGGAUAGUACACCAACAGUUGGCAGAUGUUUUCAGACCUCAAAAUUUGUCCAAUGUCAAGAUGAAAUGAUAAGACUUAACAAAAGUCCGCUUUGGAGGACUGAAAUCAGACACAUUGGUUUUGAAGUGGACUGUCCCUUUAAGGAGAGCGUAAGUUUCACCUGAAGGGAACGAACGGCUAGUGUGAACAGUAGUGGAUCCAUGCUACUCUUUCUUUCUGCCUUUUUCUUUACAUUGUGUUUUCAUCCUUGUGGGAAACAAAUAGCUUCAAUAAACCAUUCAAAAACA
Molecule: messenger RNA, 1853 nt
Organism: Oncorhynchus kisutch (coho salmon)
Lineage: Eukaryota; Metazoa; Chordata; Actinopteri; Salmoniformes; Salmonidae
Product: lysosomal-associated transmembrane protein 4A
Exons: 7
Coding region: 53-925 (290 amino acids)
Cellular component (GO): lysosomal membrane
Source: RefSeq, a predicted model, not a curated record